AUGCUUUCUUCUGCAUCUUUUCGCACCAUCAUUCACCGAUGGGUUCCUCUGCGAAGUCCCUUUGACAAAACCAAUUACAUUGAAAAUUUCAUCCCCAAGGACAAGCAGCUAUGGAAAAGGCAAGAAAAAUGGGAUGAUCCUAACUACAACUGGCCUCCAAAAAUGCCGAAAUAUACAAAACUUGAAGGAAAAGGCCUAGUCCAGGCGCUGGAAAACGAGUAUUUACAGGAGAUUAAAAAAACAAAAAAAUACGACGAAAUCAGGACAGGGGAUUUAAUUGAGGUACAAAAUUAUUAUUCGCUAUCAGGGAAGCAGCAUUCGUCAUUUGUAGGGGUCUGCACAUCGAGAAGAAGAAGAAACUCUUUGUCAAAUUCAUUAAAUGUUAUUGGGAUUGCCUCACAUACGCAGCUCGAGCAGUUUAUACCUUUGUAUUCACCUCUAGUCAAAGAUGUCCGUAUGGUUGAGCGUGGAUCUGGGAAUUAUAGAGCCAGACUAUUCUCUAUAUAUAUAAAAAUUCAUCAGUAGUUCUCCCUAUUUUUUAUCAAUAUAUAUAAUUUCAUAUAUAAAAGAUAUAAAUUAUUUCAGAGAUUUCGAGCUCACAAAAUACACGGCUUUAAUCAGAGGGUCUGAAAAGAACAAAAAGCCUACACAUAUUGCGAAACAAGAAGAAAAAGAAAUGAGGUAUAAACUUUUGACAGGAAAAUUCUUUGAUGAUGAUGGAGUAAAUAUCAAGCAAAAAUUGGAAGAAAUGGAGUUUAAACAAAAAGAGAGGCAAAAGCAAGAAGAAGAAAGAAGAUUGUACUUGGAAGAACAGAAAAGAAGAGAAAUUGAGAUGCGUAGAGCAGGAGGAGGUGAUGGAGGAGGAAAAGAAAAAGGAAAAGGGAAGGAUGCUUCCAAGAAAAAAUAA
Blepharisma stoltei is the source of this 907-nucleotide messenger RNA. NCBI's taxonomy places the organism in Eukaryota, Ciliophora, Heterotrichea, Heterotrichida, Blepharismidae. The record is from the annotation of a GenBank genome assembly.